Molecule: messenger RNA, 2550 nt
Organism: Esox lucius (northern pike)
Lineage: Eukaryota; Metazoa; Chordata; Actinopteri; Esociformes; Esocidae
Gene: ndufaf2
Product: NADH:ubiquinone oxidoreductase complex assembly factor 2
Exons: 4
Coding region: 1006-1539 (177 amino acids)
Biological process (GO): mitochondrial respiratory chain complex I assembly
Cellular component (GO): membrane
Source: RefSeq, a predicted model, not a curated record
AGUUCAGAUAUGAGAACAGUAGAACAGUCGGCUUGAACAAGCAAAUAAAUAUCUAUUUAUGAAAUGUACCGAUCUGGAAAACCACUCAUAUGUUUUUAUUGUCAUGAUUAAUUACUGUUGUUGCAAAGGAGUGUAUAUGAUUUCCAUACAAAACUAAAUCCUAUUAGGCCAAAGCCUUAAUGUCCACUGCCCAUCACAUACAUCUUCGUACAGCGGGUCAUUGACAUGCAAUGGGCCUGGAUAGGAUGACUCUACGGGUCAAGACUUUUGGACAGAAGAAACCAUUUAAAAGAAAAAAUGUGGUUGCAAUUUUGUUUGUCUGUUAAAUUCAAGAGGUCGGUGUGUGUCAGUAGAGGGGUAGCAGUGUGUCGGGUGUCGAAGCAGGUGAUUGAGUUUAACGAGACUUGUUCAGGGUUCAAAGGGCACACACGCAGCAUCUCGUCCCUCAGAAAAGAGAAGGGCCGACGAUUGGCUACCGCUCUCGCUGCCACAGCAACCCCUCAUUCAGCAACUCCCCCCAUCCCUCCUCCGCCUGGUCUCGUUGCAGCCUCGCAGAUGAAUGUAGCUCAGACAGGUGAGGUGCUUCAUCAAUAUUCAUGGGGAGGGAUUUAAUCUGACGGUGCAUGGCCCCUCCCCCUACCCUCUCAGUGCGCUACCUUCGUCCUUCAUGCUGAGCAGCAUCGCGUUCUCUCACCCAUCCGGCAGGUUAAUCUGGUCUUUCAGGUGUGUGUGUGUGUGACACUGGUGACUCUGAGCUUGGGGGAGGCGAACCUGUCACAGGGUCCCACUGAGAGGAAGAGCCCCUCACACCCUCCUCCUCCUCACACACUUUCUCCUGUCACCCCUCCCCCACGCCUAGGAGACAGAAGGUGGGGGAGUGUGAGUGGGUGCAGGGUUAGAGGGUUCAGCUCUAAACUGGCAAGUUGAACUAAUAAUCACAGCUAGGCUGCGACUCAGGCUAUUCAUUGAAGGUAGGCCGUGCUCAGCCUGCAGCCUUGUGCUGAGAUGAAAACCACAGCGCGGUACAGUGGCUUAUUUCUCACCUAUUUUCCCGUAUCAGAAGGCUACAAAAGAUCCUUACUCCAACACUGGCGUGGACACACUGGCCUUGUGAUGAUGGAUCUCCUAUAUACCUGGUGCCAAAUGUAUCGCUGUGGGAUUGGAGGGAGGAUUGUUCGGGCUAAACGGAUGGUGGUUGCAGCCAACCCUACUGAGUUUGAGUACCUGGAAGGCAGCAUACCCUCAGAGUGGGAUGCAUGGAUCCGAGGCAGAAGGAAGCAGCCCCCCUCCAUCGAGGAACUGGUUAAGAACCAAAACUACAGGGAGCACAUCAAAAUCAAGGCAAGGGAGGUGGAGGAAAAAGAGCAGGCCCUGCAGGCCAAGGAGUACGAGGAGGGCCUGGUGGCUGGGCCAGCUCAAACCAUAGCCAAAGGCCACGCAGCCGCCACCAGUUUCGGCCAGCCAGUGACCAGCGAGGAGCCCGUCAGUACAGCCAACACAUUCCAGCCUGGCUCCUGGUCACCCACAGCCAAGAAAUAGUCACACACCCUCAACUGGGUCUUCAUGUUUUCCAGGGUAAUAAAGUACCAGAAAGACUGGACUCCGCUCCACAACACGCUGUUGUGUGAAAUAGUUUGGAAAUAAACAACUGUGUCUGUGUAUAUCCGAAGGGUGUGCUUUUUAGUGUGAAUUGUUUUUCCUCACAAAAUCAAGUCUGCUCCAUGUUUUGUUUCCUUUUCAUCAUGUUUCAUAGUAUUGUGAUAUCAAUAUCUGACACAAAUAUACACAAACUCCAAGGCGAGAACCAAUCUAGGAAAUACACCCAUACUGUACCCUCUCUUCAUACCCACAUCCAGAAAGACAAGUAUUCACUGGCUUCCUUCCAUCCUUAACAUUAUUUAUCAGUGAAUUGAAGACUGGACAAAUGAAAGCAGUUAGGUCGAGGAUGAGGAUAGGCAAGGAGCACCACUCCUGUAGUACUCAGACCCUGGGGAUUACAGCUGAUUGGGUCGUAGUUGGUACAUACCGUAGCAGAAGGUUUAGCAUUGGAAAUGGGUCAUUGCUUAAACUCAAUGUUAGCAACUUUAAUGAAUACGACCCUGGUAAUGUAAACUAAUUGGGAGCUUCCUGUCCUCCAAAUGAAAAAGCUUUUAUAGUGUUGAACAAUGGUAAACAACAUGGCAUCCAUUGGGUGUGGAGGACAAGUUAUUUGAUCUCCCCUACCAUAAACACUGAUUGGGUAGGGGUUGGUCCAGGUAUAUUGUUUAAGGACUUUGUCUCUACUGUAAAUAAAACUGCCAGGUUUAAGCAAACUGGGAUGUGAUGCAAGUGCUGGGAAGUAGGUGGCACCAGGUUCAUCAUAGUCCCCAUUGGAUGAGACAGCAAGAGGCCCCUCCCCUCUGAUCAUAUCCAAUUGUUGAGAAUUGUUUGCAAUGUCAUGAUGGUUUGAUUCCUGCUGGGCCUGCCAAUACAACAAGGUAGCAUGUAAUACUUGCAUUAAGUCGAUGUGGAUAGUGUCUACUGAAUGGCGUAUUAAAUACAUACUGUAUA